This is a messenger RNA of Dimorphilus gyrociliatus, 1085 nucleotides long. The record is from the annotation of a GenBank genome assembly. Lineage: Eukaryota; Metazoa; Annelida; Polychaeta; Dinophilidae.
CUACGGAAGGAUGGUUAGAUUCGCAAAUCAAAUGUCUAGUUCGGAUCAAAUGUCACGUGGUUUUAUUGAACGCAUUCCCGCUAAUUCUAGAACGAGAUUUAGAUUGGAGGGCGGACAUAACUCAACAGUAGGCCUAUCUACGUAUCUUUUGGCUUUUAAAUUGAAUAGUAGCCUACCAAUUCUGUUUGCCUAUCAAAGAUUUAGUUUCGCUUCUCCUUGUCCAACCAGAAGAGGUUUUCUCAGUUUCCAGGAGAUAGCGGAAGAUACAACAAAUUCCUGGAAUUCAGCAACACAUCAGUAUACAGCACCUGUGACUGGAACUUACUAUGUUGAUCUUGGCGUCGUCGUGAGAUCGUUGAAUACUGUUGAAGCGAGUGUAGAAGUAAAUGGCCUUAGAAAGUUUAGAUUAAUCAAAUUAAGAAGCCUCCAUACAUCAUCAGAAUUUAUAUCAAAAGGUGGACUAGUACAUAUGACUAAGGACGAUGUUUUAACUAUUGUCUACACUGGUUGCAUAGCAGCUGAUAAUAUGUCCUCCUCAAUUGCAAUCUUUUUAGUACCGUAAAGCCUAAUUAAUUAAAUUCCUGGAAAAAAGACUAACCUUGACCUUUCGGCAAAAUCGAUUAUUACUGUAUUCCAUCAUACUGAUAUAUUCACCUUUUUUAUAAUAAUAAAAUUUUCGUACAUGUUUGAAAAAGUCACUGAAUUUUACUGACAGACCAAGACAAACGCUUUUUUCAUAAACAAGGCUGUCCACCUAUAACUUGGCCUAUAACAAAAAAUUGUUGUAAAAUAUACAAUUUUUUUCACCUUUUACUGCAUUUCAUUGAAAAUAUGAAGACCUUGACUUUGACCCACGAUUUCUCUACUUGCAAUUGUAGGCGCAUAUGGACAUAUACAGUAUGUAAGAAAAAUUGCGGUAAGUACUGGUCCAAAUAGAACCGAAUCAGAAGUAAGCCACUUAGCAGAGAGAUGUAGAAUUGAGGGAGGAUGAAUAUAGAACCAAAACGUAAGAAUAAUAUAACUGUAUUCUAAAGCAAUACUAGACCUGUUCACUAAGGACCUACGCCCUGCUUUUAUACAAUUCC